Messenger RNA from Podarcis raffonei (Aeolian wall lizard), 1445 nucleotides. RefSeq names its product glutamine amidotransferase class 1 domain containing 3 (gene GATD3). Lineage: Eukaryota; Metazoa; Chordata; Lepidosauria; Squamata; Lacertidae. The transcript is spliced from 7 exons. The record is from RefSeq and is a predicted model, not a curated record. Gene Ontology annotation, cellular component: mitochondrion. Bases 196 to 1161 code for a protein of 321 amino acids.
CACAGGCGAGAGAGCUUCGUGGAAAAUUACUACCACUUUUCCCUGCCACCCCCUCGGCGGCUGUGCGGCACACAGGCAGAAAUGCAACAGGUUGAGCGGCAGCUGCAGCCCUGGGCAAAGCUGCACGUGCUGCACUGCCUCCUCCUGCCUUGCUGUUAAUGAAGGCACGGGGGAAAGGCCGCCAAGGAAAAAGAGAUGGCGGAGUGGAAAGUUGGCGUCCUUGGAAGGGAGGCAGUUGGUCGGGGUCGAGCUGCAGCUCCGAGAACUGCAGCCCUUCACUCGCGCACUUCAGGAAUGCUGGCAUUGACCCAAACAGAUACCUCGUUUGGUUUCUCUUCCUUUCUGCUGCCUUUCUUUGGCUCUUAUCGUAAUUCUGCUCAAUUCCCUACACGUAAAAUUAUUACAGCUCAGAAGCAAGUUUCGCUGGGUUCAGUAGUGUCGAGAAUUGCGGCCGCAGAUCAGUACUGUAUAGUAUUGGCUUUCUUUGUUUAUACGGUCUUAUCAGGAUGUGGUGUUUAUGAUGGUACUGAAAUCCAUGAAGCCUCAGCGAUAUUGGUCCAUUUGAGCCGUGAAGGAGCCAGUGUUCAGAUGUAUGCCCCAGAUAUUUCUCAGAUGCACGUUAUCGAUCAUAGCAAAGGACAGCCAGCUGAGGGUGAAUCAAGAAAUGUCUUAGCAGAAUCGGCAAGGAUCGCUCGUGGUAAAAUUGCAGAUUUGGCUAAACUUACUGCAAAGGAUCAUGAUGCUGUGAUAUUUCCUGGAGGCUUUGGCGCGGCCAAAAAUCUGUCUACGUUUGCAGUGGAUGGAAAAGACUGUAAAGUGAAUGGAGAAGUUGAACGUGUGCUAAAGGAUUUCAACAAAGCUGGGAAACCCAUUGGUCUGUGCUGCAUUUCACCCGUUUUGGCUGCAAAGGUUCUUCCUGGUACUGAAGUCACUGUGGGACAUGAAGAAGAAGAAGGUGGUAAGUGGCCUUACGCUGGAACUGCUGGGGCCAUUAAAGCUCUGGGUGGAAAACACCAUAUUAAAGAAGUAACAGAGGCCCAUGUGGACACAAACCACAAGGUUGUAACUACCCCAGCCUUUAUGUGUGAAACAGAAUUGCAUCACAUUUAUGAUGGCAUUGGAGCCAUGGUAAAAAAUGUAUUGAAGCUUACAGGCAAAUGAAGUGGAUACCCAUAAUAUCAGUGACAAUAACUUUAGGAAGUAUGGUCCUUAUAACGCCGACCUAGCACAGGAGUUGCCUCUAAGAAUGCUUACGAUUGUAUUGGAAUGGCGUGUGUAAUUUUCAGCACUAAAGCAGCUCAGGCCGGUUGAAUCAUGCAUCCCCUCCGUAUUUCAGCAACAGUCUUCACAUCGUCAUACAGUGUAUCUGACAACUAAUUCUGGAGAUGGUCACUGUUUAACAAAUCUGAAUUGAUAAUGGAAUAAUAAAAGCAAUUACAUCAUAA